AUGCUAGAAAGGCAUUUGAUUUUGAGGACUACGAAAAGGAAUAACUGUAAGGACAUGGAUUGUAAAAGAGUCCGUAAUAUUAAAAUUACUAUGAUUCAUAAUUUCUUAUAUAAUAGUUCACUGGUUGAUUGCAACAAAUGCGUUCAUCUGAUUAUUGCUGUGUUUCUUUUUGAAACCAUAUCCCGGGUUUGCACCAGUUUAAAUUGCCGUAUGUUGGCAGUAGUGGAUUUAAUACCUCCCUUAGCUCGGUAUCGAAACAUUAACCGAAUACCAACGGUUGCGGUUGGCCCUAGCAGGUAA
Vavraia culicis subsp. floridensis is the source of this 300-nucleotide messenger RNA. RefSeq lists its product as uncharacterized. The transcript has a single exon. The coding region runs from base 1 to 300 and encodes 99 amino acids. The record is from RefSeq and is a predicted model, not a curated record. NCBI's taxonomy places the organism in Eukaryota, Fungi, Microsporidia, Pleistophoridae.